CGGCGCUCGUCCCGGGCUCGCGGCGGAUCCCGCGUUCGACCCGGCUCCGCGGCGGCCUGGACAAUGGCACCUCAGAGGAGGGGCGCUCCCAAGGCGCCCGAGGGCAACCGGGCAGCUGACCGCCGGCGCCCGAGCAGCACCAAGAGUGUCCGGGCGCCUCGGGAUGUGUGGAAGAAGUGGCUGAGAGUUGCCGUCCUGGGGGCCUGCACCACGUUCGUUGCGCUCCUGCUCUGGGGCAGUCUGGGGGGUGAUGACAGCAUCACUGAGGUCCUAGCUCAUCGAAGUGAGGUCCUGCCAGGCAGGUUCAUUGAGGUGCCCUGCUCCGAGGACUAUGACAGUCACCGAAGGUUUGAAGGCUGCUCCCCGAGGAAGUGUGGCCGGGGCGUCAGCGAUGCCAUCAUCACCAGGGACGAAGCCCGGAGGAUUCGCAGCAUAGCUGAGAAGGGGCUGUCCCUGGGAGGAUCGGACGGAGGGGCGUCUAUCCUGGACCUGCACUCGGGGGCCUUGUCUGUCGGGAAGCACUUUGUGAACCUGUACAGAUACUUUGGGGAUAAAAUACAAACUAUCUUCUCAGAAGAGGACUUCCAGUUGUACCGGGACCUGCGGCAGAAGGUCCAGCUGGCAAUCGCCCAGGCAUUUGGCAUCAGCGCGUCCUUGUUGCACCUGACGAAGCCCACCUUCUUCUCCCGCAUCAACAGCACGGCGGCCUGCACGGCUCAUGACGAGUACUGGCACGCGCACGUGGACAAGGUGACCUACGGCUCCUUCGACUACACAUCGCUGCUGUACCUCUCCGACUACCUGGAUGACUUCGGUGGUGGGCGGUUUGUGUUCAUGGAGGAGGGGGCCAACAAGACGGUGGAGCCGAGAGCAGGUCGGGUGUCCUUCUUCACCUCGGGGUCUGAGAACCUGCACCGGGUGGAGAAGGUUCACUGGGGCACCCGCUACGCCAUCACCAUCGCCUUCACCUGCGACCCUGACCAUGGCAUCGCGGACCCAACAUUCACAUAGCCCCGGGAGGCCUGUCCAGCAGCCCUGCAGGGAAGCAGCCAUGCUGGCCACACACCCCUUCCCUCUCGCUCAGCCCAUUUCCACUGAACAAGGUGCCUUACGAAUCAUCCUGAAUUUUGAUUUGCUAACAUUUGAUCAUUUUUCAACUGUGAGUAAAUGGAGGGAACCAGUUUCCCCUCACAGGCAUCAGCGUUGGCUUUGCUAUGCUGAUGUGGGGCCCGGGAGCUGGCAGGGCCAACAUGCCCUCCUUUUCUCAGGAAGGGAUCCCGUGCCCGGGGUGGAAUCCCCGUUUGUCAGCAGACAGAGUGUCAUUACCCGGCCACUGGAGACUGACUUAAGUGUGGAUGAAGCUGAGUGGGGCCAGCAGCCUCCACUCGGGGAACCAGAAUCAGCAUUAUGGCACCUUGGAGAAGGUUCUGGGGGCAGGCGGCUCUGGGAACAGCAGCUGGAGGGCUGAUACUGCUGGAUUCUGGGUGGAGGCGAACAUCUGAUGUUCUGGCGACUCUGGGCAGAGCCCCCAACACUGCUGGCCACUGAGAGUCACCCUGGCACCAUGUUCAUGCCAGGCUGGGCUCUGCCCCAUCACCAGACAGGGUCCCUGACACAAGGUCCGAGGGUGUUCCCAGCGUGGCCAUCCGCAGCUCGCCUGGGGCCUUCUGCCAAGCUGAGGGUCCGUCUGCUCAGGUUCAGGUCUUAGCAACCCUCUUCUCGUCCUGGAGCUGUCCAUGCGUUUUACAUAAAAGUAACAGGGGAGCCAGGAAUAGUAAAUAAACUGGUCAUGGGGGAAGCCUGGGUAGCGCGGCCCCAAGAUAAGGGCAGCAUGUCCAUCAGUUGGCUUCUGCCAGGGUCGGGCAAGGUCCCAGGGCCGCCCCACAAAGCAACUGGCCUGGGGUUUGGGCAUCUUCUGGGAGAACAGCUGAUCACCCGCUGUGAGUGCAAAGGGAUCCCCAGAAAUGGCUCUGGGAGCAGGACUCUCCCGGCCACCCUGACCCAGGAGCCUCAACACUUUCCCCUUCGCCCACCCAGCAUGGACCUGUGGACACGGCCACCGCAGCCCCACAUGCUCCCCACACUCUGCAGUCACAGGGCUGCUUGGGCUCAUACAGAAAGGGGCAGCAUUCCUGGACCCUGGGAUGAGCCAUUUGCGUGGCACCUGAGGAGGCUCCAUGAGGGUCUGGAAGCCAGGACCCCUGGGUCCGCCCCUUGGUUUGCCGGGUGUCCCUUCUGCACCGUGGUGAUGAUAUGCGUGUCUCAGGGCUGUAGGGGCCGAGCUUCCACGUGCAGACAGUGGCUUGGGAUCUGCUCCCUUUUGGGUCAUGGUUGCAGUUUCCAGAAAGGCAGGGCCACCACCCACAUGAUGGCCUGGAUCGUGGUUCCUGUUUUUAAAGGACUUUGGGCAGAUCUGGGAAGGAUGAAGCCCACGCUCUGGGUGGCGGGCAGGGCUGACCUUAGGGUUGGCGAUGCUCUGGGGACACUGUCUCUAGGCUGGACCAGCCGGCCUCAGUCCUGUGCAGGAAAAGCUACCCCCUCCCAUCCAGGUUGUCCUCUGGCUUCUCCUGUCUUGGCUUUUCAAAGGUUUGUUGCUCUGGUCUCAGGUUGAGAUGCGAAUUCCGACAGGAAAGCCCCGUGCAGGCCUCACUUUGUUCCGUAACCUUCACGUUAUCUGAAUGACGCCUUACCCUCGGCGUGAGGAUGGGCAGACGUUCUCGGGUAUUCCACAGCCCACUUGGCCACUCACUACAUCUAAGGAGCGGGGGGGUCUGAUGGUUUAGUUGUGGUUAAAGUGCUUUGGAAAUAAGUAAGUUAUUGGUUUUAAUUGACAUUCUUUGCUACUUUUCCUGUUCAUAAUCAUCACAGAGGUACUUGGACAAAGAAAUAAAGAUAUUUGGGCAAAAGCAA
This is a messenger RNA of Aethalodelphis obliquidens (Pacific white-sided dolphin), 2910 nucleotides long. RefSeq names its product 2-oxoglutarate and iron dependent oxygenase domain containing 3 (gene OGFOD3). Bases 64 to 1011 code for a protein of 315 amino acids. Gene Ontology annotation, molecular function: L-ascorbic acid binding; iron ion binding; oxidoreductase activity, acting on paired donors, with incorporation or reduction of molecular oxygen. The record is from RefSeq and is a predicted model, not a curated record. NCBI's taxonomy places the organism in Eukaryota, Metazoa, Chordata, Mammalia, Artiodactyla, Delphinidae. Gene Ontology annotation, cellular component: membrane. The transcript has 9 exons.